Messenger RNA from Gastrolobium bilobum, 1526 nucleotides. RefSeq names its product F-box protein At2g27310-like. The transcript has 2 exons. Bases 269 to 1390 code for a protein of 373 amino acids. Gene Ontology annotation, molecular function: protein binding. The record is from RefSeq and is a predicted model, not a curated record. NCBI's taxonomy places the organism in Eukaryota, Viridiplantae, Streptophyta, Magnoliopsida, Fabales, Fabaceae.
AGAGCAAGUGCAGGGCGUCGAGGUGAGAGACAAGGUAGGAAAUCACUAAGCCCCAAGAUCCCGACACGUGUUAAGGUUGCGAAGGAGAGACAAACACACACUCACAAAUCAGUGUGUCCCAAACCCUACUGUAACUGAAAUCCUCUCUGUUUUCCUCUAUUUAAUUCCCUUUUGCUUCUAAUCUUCCAUUCUCCUUUCACUUGCUCUUCCUCUGUUUCAGCUUGCUCAUGUUGUUCAUCGCUAUUAUUUGAGUCAGAGGAUUAUCACUAUGUCAGUUGCCCCAGUUCAGAAUAUCCCCUCAUUAAACAGUGAUCUCUUCUAUGACAUAUUACGACGACUUGAUGGCGCAACAUUGGCUAGUGCAGCAUGUACUUGUGCAGCGUUUUGUUCCAUCUCAAAAGAAGAGAGUUUAUGGGAAAAUGUAUGUUCAUCUAUGUGGCCUUCAACCAAUAGGGAGGAUGUGAAAAGUUUGAUCUCUUCAAUUGGGGGAUUCAGAAAAUUCUAUGCAGAUUGUUUUCCACUUAUUGUGAACAAGGAGGUUGCAGACUAUCAACGGAACAACAAUCUUGAGUAUCCUGACAAUUGGACUGAAGCUGAAUAUUAUGGGGACAUGAAUGAAUCUGAAAGCAUAUCACCAUCAGAUUUUGUUUCUAUUGUAGAUAUUAGGUUCAAGGGGAAACCAAUCUGUUCCAAAGUUCUAUGGGGAAUUCCAAAUGCAAAUGGCUAUGAUGGUUGGUUCUAUAACUGUCCUUUCAGGAUUGAUAUUCUCACUUAUGCAGAUAGAGAUGAUAACAAUGAUGGAGUGGUUAACCUUUCUGUAUCUGAUGGUCUGCCACCAAUUACAUCCUUGGAAAGGGAAAGGAAAGACGGAAAACUAUGGCACGAGCUCCGUGACGGGCUCCAACUUAGUUGGAUUAUAGUAAACAGGAAAAUAAAGCAAGCUGCUAAUCUUGCUAGUUGGAGCCCUCUUGGUGGUCAAAGACAUUGGCCAACAGAUAAGGAUUUUGUUAUUCGCUUUGGAUCAGUUCUCCCUGCCAAGGACAUUCUUCCUUGUCAAGUAGUGGAAUGUAUCCUUAUUAUGAAGUUUAGAGUGACUCAGACUGAAGGAGAUGGGGUUCAAACAACUCUUAAAUUAACAGAGCUGAGCAUGCAGUUGGAAGACAUGGAAGGUGCUCAUGUUAAUGGAAGAAACAGUUUGCAUAUUAUUAAGGAAGCUCUUAGCUGCCGAAGGAGCAAAAAUUAUAGUGAAGUACUUGAGUCUUGUCAUAUGUAUUCAAAAGUGCAAAAUCAGUUGAAAGAGGAGAAGAUGAGAAGCGAAAGUAGGUUGGAUAGACUUUGUAUUUUAAGUGGCAUUGCUGCUUUUAUGACAUUCUGGUACUGCGUUUUAUGAAAUGGUGGAGCAUUUCAUUAAUGGAAUAAGCUAAUGUCGCUCCUAACAAAUUUUUGACGUUGGCACUGCCAUGUAACUUGUGAUUUUGCUUACCCAAAUAAAGAAAUGAAUGUUUGUCAUUGGUUUGAGAGUUAUA